Molecule: messenger RNA, 1276 nt
Organism: Gryllus bimaculatus (two-spotted cricket)
Lineage: Eukaryota; Metazoa; Arthropoda; Insecta; Orthoptera; Gryllidae
Source: the annotation of a GenBank genome assembly
ACUUGACAGUCAAGUUGUCAUAGUUUCGUUAUGUGGGCUAGAGACUCUCUAGUAGAGAGUAUUAUGGUGUGGGCAGCAAUAUACUCUCUAGUGGGCAGUGGCAGAGUGAGUGUGAAAGAAUGUAAAAUGCUCGCGAGUAGUACAUGAACAAUAUUGAGACAGUGUGUUGAUCGUGUAGAAAUACCACUUAAUGCCAAUAUGUUCAAAAUACAUAAUUAAAUAAAUAAGGUUACUAGUAAUCGUUUAAUGAACAUAUCAAUAUUCAUGAACUCUUCUAAGUAUGUAAUUUUGGGUACAAGAAAUUUCACCAAGUACAUAUUUGUACACAGAAUUAGCGAACAUAUUGACGUUUGCCGAUAUUCAGAAUUGAAAGUUCACGGAGAGCGUGAGAGGACACGUGUUUACAACAAUACUUUUCGAUAGUAAUGCACUGUUUUGCACAGAGAAACAUUUCAUGGCAUGCAGAUGGCAGCACUUGUAGAGAAGACAACCACUUGUCUCGGGGAAAAAAAUGAUUUUACGUGUGUAGGCCUAAUUGAAGAACAGAAGUUGCUGUAUUUUACUCCUGAUUUUCGUGGAUCAACGACGUUGAAGGAUGCCUCUAGAUUGGCUUUUUGGAAGUAAAAAGAAGUCUGAACCAGAUCCGACACCUCAUCAUGAAGAUAAGGCAAAUACUAGUGGCGAUGAGUUCGUGGUUUUGGAAGCGGACCAGACCUUGCUAAGUCGCGGCGAUGGCAGUGGAAUGUAUCCUCAAUUACCCUAUGCUCUAGCUCCGAAAUCUCAAACUAAUCCCGAAAGCCAUACAACACACUCAUCCAGUGCUUCAACUCACGAAGUAACAACAGCUCUUGGAUUCCUGAGCGGAGUACCCUUCAAAUUGACAUCUACAGACACCUUCGAAGGUAGAGAAAAGUGUUUUGCAUGAAGCUGGGUGUAGGGAUUUGGGGUAAUGAUGUAUAAAAUUGAGACCAUUGUGCAAACAUUAAAUGAGCUUGUAAACUGUUUUUGGCACGUUUUGUGUACAUAGUUUCCAAGAUGCAGUCUUUAAAUCAAAACUCUUUAACUCAUUACCACAAAUGCAUUGCUUAUAUGUUAAUAUUAAUGUGUUGGAAGAUAAGUUUUACAUGUUUUUACUUUUAAUUGAAACAACAAAUAUAUAUUUUAAUGUAACAUUUGCUUUAAUAAAAAUGCAGCUAAAGAAAGUCUGUUGUAAUCUGGGUGCUCUCUAUUGUAGCUUAUUAAAGCUUUAACACUGUACUGAUUAAAAGAAAUGGUU